UUACCUUGUCACUGGGGAGCCAGCCAGGCCAACGGGAUGCCACUUCUGGAAGCAGUCAUCUUCUCCUGUCUCUGGGCCUUUGGCCUCGGGCAGGUGAAGUUGGAGCAACCUGAAAUAUCAAUUUCCAGAGCAAGAUAUAAGAGUGCCCCCAUACUAUGCAAGGUAUCUUCUAAAGACUUUACCAAUGAAGUCAUACACUGGUACCGGCAGAAACCACAUCAGGAGAUAGAACAUCUAACAUAUAUCUUGACAAGCUAUACUCAAGUUUCUUUAGGUGGGAAGAAAAACAAACUUGAAGCAACUAAAAAUGCUAUUACUUCUACUUCAACCUUGAAGGUAAAUUUCUUAGAGCAAGAAGAUGAGGCCAUGUACUACUGUGCCUGCUGGGACUGGAUCCACAGCAUCAGAGUUGCUAAGAAAAGCUACGCAAGAACCAUCUUAAGAUCAAAUUGCCAGUACAAGGUUUCUUCCUGCUGGUCCUGCCAUGAAGCUCAGGAGAAGGCUGAUGUUUUUGUAGAACCUCUAACUAAUGUGGUAACAGUCUGGGUCAAGAGAUUUGCACAAGGAACUAAGCUCAUAGUAACACCCCCAGAUAGAAACCUUGAUGCAGCCAUUUUCCCCAAGCCUACAAUAUUUUUUCCUUCAAUUGCUGAAAGAAGACUCCAUAAGUCUGGAACAUAUCUUUGUCUUCUUGAGGAUUUUUUCCCUGAUGUUAUUAAGAUAGAUUGGAAAGAAAAGGAUAAAACAAUUCUGACAUCUCAGCAGGGAGACACCAUGAAGACUAAGGACACAUACAUGAAAUUCAGCUGGCUGACUGUGACUGAAGCGUCAAUGGAGAAAGAACACAAAUGUAUCAUUGAACAUGAGAUGAAUAAAGGAAAAGCUGUUCAAGAGAUUCUAUUUUCUUCCCAUAUAAAAGAGCUUUCUGCUAUUACAUCUAGAAAAUCUUUCUUGAAAGAUGAAACUGACACCCUGCAGGUGCAGCUCAUGAACACCUCUGCCUACUACACCUACCUUCUCCUCCUUUUCAAGAACCUGAUCUACUUUGCCAUCAUUCUCUUCUAUCUGCUUGGGAUACCAGCACUCUGUGGCAAUGGGAAGAGCUCCUAGCACAUGGUGCCAUCACGUGUCCACUUGUCUUCAUUGGCUAUUAUUUCCUAAAGCAUCAUCUGAGUAUAUAAUGGGGCAUUCUAGAUUUGGGUUAUUUCGGUUCACAUGUGUCUUUCUAUUGUAUCAUUAUUGAAGAAUGAUUUUACAAACAAUUGGGCAAGCAGAAAAGUUCACUCUGCAGCAAGAACAACUUCUGCCAUGACUUAAGUGUAGGGUCAGGGGGUUAUCCACAGGGGCUUCAACACUGCUCUCUCUUUAAUGUCUGCCAGCUCCUCAGAGCCACCUGUGCCUCUAAGUUUAGCCAACACAGAGCUUCUAGGUGCAUCUCCUGGGGCCCUUUAACCAGAUAAUUGCUUCAAAACCUUUUAUUUUGCCCAUCUGGAAACUGACAUCUUUGCUUUCAUAAUAGGCACAAUAAAAACAAUCAAAAGUCUA
Messenger RNA from Mustela erminea (ermine), 1545 nucleotides. RefSeq lists its product as uncharacterized. Bases 37 to 1110 code for a protein of 357 amino acids. NCBI's taxonomy places the organism in Eukaryota, Metazoa, Chordata, Mammalia, Carnivora, Mustelidae. The record is from RefSeq and is a predicted model, not a curated record. The transcript has 6 exons.